Messenger RNA from Coregonus clupeaformis (lake whitefish), 2031 nucleotides. It is a transcript of the gene glra3, whose product is annotated as glycine receptor, alpha 3. NCBI's taxonomy places the organism in Eukaryota, Metazoa, Chordata, Actinopteri, Salmoniformes, Salmonidae. The record is from RefSeq and is a predicted model, not a curated record. Gene Ontology annotation, biological process: regulation of membrane potential; nervous system process; chemical synaptic transmission. Gene Ontology annotation, molecular function: transmitter-gated monoatomic ion channel activity; glycine binding; chloride channel activity. Gene Ontology annotation, cellular component: synapse; plasma membrane; neuron projection.
UUGGCUACACAAUGAACGACCUGAUCUUUGAGUGGCAGGAGAACGGACCAGUCCAGAUAGCUGAUGGGUUGACCCUCCCACAGUUCAUAAUGAAAGAUGAGACGGAUCUGAGAUACUGCACCAAGCACUAUAACACAGGGAAGUUCACAUGCAUCGAGGUGCGUUUCCACCUGGAGAGACAGAUGGGUUACUAUCUGAUCCAGAUGUACAUCCCCUCUCUCCUCAUCGUCAUACUCUCCUGGGUCUCCUUCUGGAUCAAUAUGGACGCCGCGCCCGCUAGGGUGGCACUGGGCAUCACCACUGUGCUCACCAUGACCACCCAGAGCUCCGGUUCUAGAACGUCUCUACCUAAGGUAUCCUAUGUGAAGGCCAUCGACAUCUGGAUGGCGGUGUGUCUGCUCUUCGUAUUCUCCGCUCUUCUCGAGUACGCCGCUGUCAACUUUGUCUCCAGGCAACACAAGGAACUCUUAAGACUCCGCCCGCGGAGAACGAAGAAGAAGGACGACGACGUGAGGGAGAGCCGCCUCAGCUUCACCGCCACGGCCGGCGGUGGCAGCACGGCGGUCAAGGACGGCACCAUCCCCAAGGCCACCAACAACGCCGCCACCACCCCGGGCGCCGCAGGGCCGCAGACCGCCCAGCAGCCCAAGAAGGACCCGGCCGUCAAGAGCCACGAGGAGAUGAGAAAGCUGUUCAUCGACCGCGCCAAGAAGAUCGACACGGUGUCGCGGGCGGGUUUCCCCCUGGCCUUCCUGUUUUUUAACAUUUUCUACUGGGUCCUGUACAAGAUUCUCCGGGCCGAGGACGUGCACAAGGACUAGUACAGAACACUACAGUACAGUAGGGUACAUUACAGCACAGUACAAUGACACAAGGGGAAAGAAGACCCCGGUCCUUCCUUACAAUGUGGGAACUGUUUGACAUGAACAUUUGGCAGUUCACCAACCACCUGGGGUUCCAAAACAAAGUCCUGCCAAGAUUUCUUAAAAGAGGAUUAAAGAGAUGACUUACACUCGAGGGGAUGAACUGAGGAGUUACAUGUACAGAGCAGAGUGAUAUCCAUAUCACCCACCAACACCAAGAGAGGACAGACACGCUGCUCACUAUGCAACUGGAGACCAGUUUGGAGUAUCGGACGAGUCCCACUUCCCCACCCCACACAAUGUGCAGUCAAAACAGGAGCAUUGCUUUUAUUCACCUCUGCAAACCAUCUGUCACGAAUACACACACACACACACACACACACACACACACACACACACACACACACACAUACAGGACCUCCCAAACACUGUACCCACACUUGUGUCUUACAGCUUUACUGCCAAUGUUCUAAGUACUGUUUCAUACAACACUGGUAAACAAGGAAAAACCUCCAGUACACUCAAGUCCUUUGUAGAUUUUCCACCAGACCUUGAUUAUAGUAUAUCUUUAUUAUAAUUAUCAGAUAUUUGUUAUAAUUCUCAGAUAUAAAAAGCUGCCACUUUGACACAUUUCCAAGCUCACUAGUGUGGGUUAAAUGUCCCGUUCCCUACUGCUACGUAAUUAACCUCUUUGUGACUUUGAUGAGUGAUUCAACUCCCCAUGUCCACACUCAGCACAAACUCAACUAUGGUGUUGACAUUUUUUUUCUCACCUUCAUUUCCUUCAUUUCCUUAUCUCCGCAAAAUGAUGAUUCACUAUUCACUGUUCCGUUCACUCGGUCAACAAACCACUGCCGAAACACUCAAGUCAAACAGGGGGCCAAAAAUGUGAAAGCAUCAACCUUAAAUUCCCUAGAAUCUCAACACAAGCUAACAAAGGAUUGAGCAAAGAGGUAACCUACUGAACGAACAACAUGAAAAUAUAAUAUAAAGAGAGAGAUUUGAUACUGAUGUAGUCGCCUUGAGUCCCCACUGUGAAUUUGGAAGGCUGAGGAUAUCAUUAAAGUAAUUGCUGAGUGUUUUCAGAUUUCUAUUAAAUAUGACCUAUAAUUACUUACAAUAUGAGUGAAAUAGUUUUCUUUCCAAAAUGUUGUAAUUAAGUAUGUUA